CACAGACACGGCCAUCACUAGCACUUUGUAGCAGCAGGGAUACGGUUUUAACACAGACUCGGCCAUUACUACCACCAGGAAUACGCUUUUAAUACGGAAGCAGCCAUCAUUAGCACUUGGUAGCAGCAAGGAUGCGGUUUUAAGACGGAUACAGCCAUUACUACUACUUCGUAGCAGCAGGGAUAAAGUUUUAACAUGGACUGAGCCAUUACUAGUAGCAGGGAUAAAGUUUUAACACGGACUCAACCAUUACUAGUAGCAGGGAUACACUUUUAACUCGGACUCAACCAUUACUAGUAGCAGGGAUACACUUUUAACUCGGACUCAACCAUUACUAGUAGCAGGGAUACACUUUUAAGAGGAACUCAACCAUUACUGCCAGCAGGGAUACACUUUUAACACGGACUCAACCAUUACUACCAGCAGGGAUACACUUUUAACACGGACUCAACCAUUACUAUAAGCAGGGACAUAUUUGUAACACGGACUCAACCAUUACUACCAGCAGUGAUACACUUUUAACACGGACACAGUUUAGCAGAGACGCAGCUUAGCAGGGUUUUUAAACAUGUCAGGAUCUGCCACCACAUCGGCCCGGCAUCGCAAGCUUCGGGCCUCAACAAUUGAUAUGGACGACACUGAAAGUCGGCUGUUGGACGAAGGGGAGAUAAGUCUAAACAAGAAGGCCGUCUAUGAGCCAUCUAUUCCUCAGCGGUGUCGACAGCUGGUCUGCAGUCGUGGAUGGGCGAUAACGAUUCUCGUACUCAUGGGUCUGUUUCUCGUCCUCAUAGCGAUAAUCGCAUCUUUUGCUCGGCCGCAGCCGACCGUCUGCCCGGACGUGUCUCAAAUUAAACAGUCCGACACAUCGCCCACAACCACCCCAGCACCACAGUACAUCUCGACGAACGGACAAUCGUUUCCAUGGAAACACCUCAAACUACCGAGAUCAGUGAUUCCCGUGAGUUACGACAUUCACAUGCACCCAAACAUAUCGGAACAAACUUUCAAGGGCAAGGUCACAAUCCUUGCUGACGUUGCCGAGGCAACGGAUUUCAUUGUUUUCCACAUUAAAGAUCUGAAGAUACCGCACUUCAGUGUGCAGUCUAAGAAAUCAGGGCAGACGAUCCUGACGUCAGAGUAUCUCGAGUACAAGCACGCGGAGCAGUUUUACAUCAAGUUGAAGGUCAAACUGCAGCGCGGAGAGCAGAUCCAGCUGGAUGUCACGUUCGAAGGUCAACUCAUAGAGAAACUCUCCGGAUUCUAUCGCAGCGUCUACAAGACACUCAGCGGGGAAGAAAGAGCCAUAGCAACCACCCACUUUGAGCCUACAGAUGCCCGCGCUGCGUUCCCGUGUUUCGACGAGCCGGAGUUCAAGGCCAUGUUCACGAUGAACAUGGUUCGAGACGGGUCUCACAUCUCACUUUUCAACAUGCCGCUCAGACAAACGGAACCGCUCGGUGGCAACGGUCUGGUGGUCGACCGCUUUGAAGAGAGCGUCAAGAUGAGUACGUAUCUGGUGGCUUUCGUCAUCUGUGACUACGCCAACAUCUCCAAAACCAUGGACAAUGGAGUUAAGGUCACCGUGUACACUCCCCCGGAGCAGAUCGACCAGGCACAGUUUGCCCUGGAGGGUGCCGUCAAGGCACUGAAGUACUACAACGACUUCUUCGGGGUGCCAUACCCUCUUCCAAAACAAGAUCUCGUUGCUGUUCCUGACUUCGCGGCCGGCGCGAUGGAGAACUGGGGUCUGAUCAUCUACCGCAUGACGGCCAUCUUGUAUGACGAGAAAGUCUCGUCUCUUGCCAACAAGCAGUGGGUCGCCGUGGUGGUGGCUCACGAACUCGCUCACCAGUGGUUUGGAAACCUCGUUACCAUGGAGUGGUGGGAUGAUCUCUGGCUAAACGAAGGAUUCGCGUCGUACGUCGAAUACAUCGGCGCUGACGUCAUCCAGCAUGACUUUGCAAUGCAAGAUCAGUUUGUGCUGGAGGUACAGAGCGCUAUGUAUCUCGACAGUUUCAGUAACUCGCACCCCAUCCACGUCCCGGUCAACGAUCCAUCACAGAUCAACGAAAUAUUUGAUAAAAUUUCUUACUCCAAGGGAGCAUCCAUUCUGCAUAUGUUAGCGACGUUCCUGGGUGAAGAUAAUUUCAAGUCUGGACUCACGGCUUAUUUAAAGAAACACAAGUAUGGCAACGCCCGCACCAACGACCUUUGGGCUGCCUUGCAAGAGGCAUCUCAUGACAUCGGUGUGGAUGUAACAGCCAUAAUGGACACAUGGACAAAACAAAUGGGCUAUCCAGUCGUGACACUGGCGAAACAGAAUGGCCAACUCGUACUGACGCAGGAACACUUUCUACUCAACUCACAGGCAGUUGACGAUAGCGGGGAAUUCACUUCACCAUACAGCUACAAGUGGUAUAUUCCGUUCUCCAUGACGACGUCAGUAAAUUCCGGUUCAGCAACUACAGUGUGGAUGAACAUGUCCUCAGUCUCUAUCCCCUAUCCUGAAGGCAUCACCUGGAUCAAGGGUAACCCAAAUGUGACCGGUUUCUACCGAGUGAACUACGAUUCUGACAUGUGGAAGAUGAUCUCCCAGCAGUUACUAGCAGAUCACAAGGUAUUCACAGCCGCUGAUCGAGCAGGUUACAUUGACGAUGCCUUCACCUUAGUGAGAGCUGGCAAAUUAAGUUUAAAAACUGCUCUAGACUUGACGAAAUAUCUUGAGAAAGAGACAGAUUACAUCCCAUGGAGAACAGCUAUAGAUAACCUUAACUUUAUCGAACACUUGAUCUACUACAAGGAGAUAUUCUCCACUUAUAAGAAAUAUAUGCUGAAACUGAUCAAUCCCUUGGUUACCUCCCUUGGCUGGAAGGAUACUGGAAGCCAUCUUCAAAGGUUUCUAAGAGGACACAUUUUACAUUUAGGUGUAGAUCUGGGGAACAAAGAGGUUAUUGCUAAGGGGAAAGAACUCUUCCAGAAGUGGAAAACUGAUCCUGCAAGCCUAUCUCCCAACCUGAAGAAUGUUGUGUACAAGGCCGGGGUGGAGAAUGGGGACGAGGCUGACUGGCAGUUCUGCUGGGAUCAGUACAACGCGACCAACGUCCCGUCUGAGAAGGCCAAACUCCUCAACGCCAUGACCUACACGAAGGAUGUCCGCCAAAUAGAACUAUAUCUCGGGUACAGUCUCGACAAGUUGAAGGUCCGGUCCCAGGAUUCCAUCUCGGUUAUCACAGGUUUGGCCUCCAGCCCAUCCGGUCAGCUCCGAGCUUGGAGGUUCCUCGAACAGAACUACGACGAGCUGUACAAAAGAUAUGGUGUCGGCUCGUUUCAGUUUCCAAAUCUCGUGAAGGGUGUGACAGGAAGCUUCAGAACAGAGUUUGAUUACAAUGAGGUCAAAUCGUUUUUCAGUACACGUGAGGUUGGAUCUGCAAAGAGAGCCGUGCAACAAACACUGGAGAAGAUAAACAUGAAUAUUAAUUGGAUGAAAAACCAUGAACAGGAGAUUACCGAUUGGCUAAAAGAAAAUGCAUCUUAAAAAACAUGAAUAUUAAUUGGAUGAAAAACCAUGAACAGGAGAUUACUGAUUGGCUAAACAAAAUUUCAUCUUAACAGGAAUAUUAAUUAGCUGGAAACAAAACUGGUACAGGAGAUUUUGGAUUGGCUAAAGGAUCUCAGGGAAAAGGUUUCUGAUUGGGUCAGACAAAAUAUAUCUUAGGAAAGAGAUUUCUGAUUGGAUCAAAGAAAAUACAUCUCGGAAAAGACAUUUCUGAUUGGUUAAUGCAAAACAUUUGAGGAAAGAUAUUUUCUUUUUGGUUAAAAGAAAAUAUCUCUUAGAAAUAAGACUAGUGUUACAUUUUUAUUGUUUGCAAAAAUGCUAGAUUUAAGAUACACAUUCAGUUAUAAUAAUAUGUUAAUAUCUGUUGAUGACAGAUGUAUUAUUAACUGCAUUAUUCCAGCUAGUUUGAAUUUUGAAACACACAAAUGUAUUUUCAGGAAAAUGGCGCCAGCAAUAUUUCCCUGUCAAUAGUACUAAAUUCUAGUAUAGUUCUUUCCCAUGUAUUUAUUAAUUUUAUCCUUUUGAAUUCUAUUUUAUAACAUUGUAUUUAUUCAGUGAAAAUAAGUAAUUGUGAUUGGCUGAAAUACUUUUUGAUUUUAUUUGUCAAAAUUUGUCCACCUAAUUUUCUAGAUCCCUGUUUUAAUUGCGAAUUAUUUUACCAAAAAAAUUAACCAUGAAGAUAAUUUAAAAUCACAUUAAAGUUGCAAUUUUAAGAAUAUUUCUGAUAUUGAAGGAUUCAGAAUAAUAGACCCUUUAGUAAAUAGAAUAUAGUUUCAUAGUUUCCACAAGGAGUUUUACUUGUUUACACAAGCUAUUUUUCUGUCUGUCACCAUUGUUAAUCAUGUUUAUUUUUUAAUUUUGAAAUUGCUACGCAUUAUAUCAUGAACAUAGGAAAAACAGAGGCCUGUUAUUUUCAUAUCUUCAUAACAUUGAAAAAAAUAUAUUUAAAUUUUAAAAAUCAAAAUACAGGUAUCUUAUCUUUCAUACAAUUCAAACUUUCACCUGUUAGAUGAUAUACUAGCAGUGUUUCUGCCAGAAAGACAUUUUUGGGUAUGGCACUAUGGAAUUGAAUGCAACCACAAUCAACAGGGGAUAGGAGAUCUCCCCCAGAAAGAAAAUGGGUUACGUUUAACGUUAGAGUCAAGAAAAUCAUACAGUAAUGAUCAGAGUAAUUAAAUUUGUCAAAAGGUUAACUUUAAAAUAAAAAAAAAUCUGCAAAUAUUUUUGGGUAUGGCACCAUACCCGUUUUAAACUCUGGCAGAAGCCUUGACUAGAUUCGGAUUGGACGACAUUACCAAAAAAGAAGGUUAUUGCAUUAUUACAGGUAUGAAAUAUUUGGAGAAUUAUGUUACUGUUGGAAGAUGGAUCAUGGUUAGAAAAAAAGAAACAUGUGUUUUGUAUAUUUCGAACUAAGUUUAUUACAUGUAUUUGUAAUUGUUUGUAAUUAUAACAGUUGUUUUUCAUUUUUGGGAAAUUUAAUGAUAUAUAGAGAUCAUUAUACGAGCUUGUGUGUCGUACUGAUUUUAUGAAACGAGUGUCAAUAUUAUUGUAUCAGGGGUGGAUUAUGGGGGGUUUCCCACUUGUACAGACACCACCACCCCCCCCCCCACUAAAAAAACAAAAAACCCCACCACGUAGAUCUAAAUUGAUGUCCAUGUAAAAUUUAUGUCAAAUUAUAAGCAUUUACAUAUUGUUUCGGAGCGCCCCGCCCCCCCCCCCCCUUACCUAAAGUAUAACCUGCCCCUGUGCGAGAGCAAGGGUGAUACAUGAAUCCCGACACGAGUUUCGUAAAAUCAGUACGAUUUACACAUAAGUGUAAUAAUUUCUUUAUUGUCCACAUUAUCCAAAAUAUAAUUUUUGUGAAUAACAAGCUAGGACCAUGUCAGAACGUUUCAAACGAAACUAAAAAGAGACGACGAUGUCAUUUUGAUAAGCAUUUAUACUGGGGAAGCCGCAUUCAGUUAUGACGUUGCUUCACAAAGGUACAUCAUUAGUUGUGCACGUGAAAUCAUUAUGAUACACGUGGGUCAUACUGGUUAUAUUUCCCUGAAUAUCUUGAACGACGUGGAUGAUAAAGAACAAUAGCACAUUAUUUAUGAAGUUGCUUUGCUAUAGUAUUUGCUAUAAGUUGUGACUGUUAUAACAAAUUCCCCUAGACUGAAAUGCAGUUAUUAUUUUACACACUUGUGUCUUUUUGAAGACUGUGAAGUGGGACCAGUGUUUGUGAUGAAAACUCUAUAUUGUGAUGAGGGACUGAAUAGUAGUUUUGAUGCAAGGCUGAAAGUAUAUGUGUGGAGGGUUUUUUAAUCACAUUUUUUGUUGUUGGACCACAGUAUUUCAUUAUUGUUUUUUUUUUUUUUUUUUUUUUUUUUACAUCUUUUUCUGUUUUUUAAUUUUAUUGGGUUUUUUAUUUUUUAUUAUUAUUUUUUUAUUUUUUUUUUUAUAUAGACUGAACAGAAUUUUGUGAUGUGGUCUGAGACCAGUUUGUAUGAAGUGUUCGUCUUGGUGUUCAUGAUUCAGUACUAAUGUGCAUAUGUCUGUUUUAUGUUUAUAUUUAUAUUUAUAUUUAUAUAUAAUACUACUAUAUGAACAUGAAUGUUUGUCAUGUCUUUAUUGUUAUUUGUCAAGUGUGAAUUUCUCUUGUAAAAAGUGUUCCUAUAUUACAGCUUGGUGUUCAGUGAACUAGCGGUGCAAUGAAUUAUGAUACAGGUAGUGUGAUACAAUGUGUAUCUUAUACCUGGGACCGGCCUCAGUGGCGUCAUGGUUAGGCCAUCGGUCUACAGGCUGGUAGAUACUGGGUUCGGAUUCCAGUUGAGGCAUGGGAUUUUUAAUCCAGAUACCGACUCCAAAUCCUGAGUGAGUG
Messenger RNA from Gigantopelta aegis, 6419 nucleotides. Its product is annotated as endoplasmic reticulum aminopeptidase 1-like. NCBI's taxonomy places the organism in Eukaryota, Metazoa, Mollusca, Gastropoda, Neomphalida, Peltospiridae. The record is from RefSeq and is a predicted model, not a curated record. The coding region runs from base 569 to 3535 and encodes 988 amino acids. Gene Ontology annotation, molecular function: peptide binding; zinc ion binding; metalloaminopeptidase activity. The transcript has 19 exons. Gene Ontology annotation, biological process: peptide catabolic process; proteolysis. Gene Ontology annotation, cellular component: cytoplasm.